UCUAUAUAUAGGCCAGUUAUCCUUCGCCCUAAUUUCAUCACCCCAACUACCAGCCUCCAUAGUACUUGUGUGCUUUAGAGAGAGAGAGAGAGAGAGAUGGAAGGCUCAUCUUCUAAAUAUUUGAUAACAUUCCUUCUCAUUCUAGUUGCCAUUAGCUCGGCCUGCAUAAACUCAGGCAUGGCCGCCAAGGCCAACCGAUUAAGUACUGAGUUUAUCAGGACAUCUUGCAGAUCGACAAUCUACCCAAGCCUUUGUUUCAGCUCUCUCUCAGUCCAUGCAAACUCCAUCCAAACAAGCCCUCAACUUCUGGCCAGCACUGCUCUCAAUGUGACUCUGUCUUCGGCUCAGUCAACCUCUAGGUUGAUGGUGAGGCUCUCCAAAACCCGGGGAAUGAGUCCUAGAGUGGUUUCCGCCAUGACGGACUGCGUUGAGGAGUUGAGCGAUUCCGUGGACGAGCUUCGCAAUUCUAUAGCUGAGAUGAGCAGUUUAAAGAGCUCGAACUUUCAGCUCAUGAUAAACGACAUACAAACUUGGGUCAGUGCCGCUUUGACGGACGAGAGUACCUGCACCGAUGGGUUUCAUGGGAAUUCCAUGAAUGGGAACGUGAAGACCACUGUGAGGGAAAAGAUCGUGAAGGUAGCACAAUUGACUAGCAAUGCCUUGGCUCUGAUCAAUCAAUAUGCCGCUUUUCAUGGUUAAAUUAGUGAGAUUAUAUAUAUUCAUAUAUAUAGAUAUAUAUAUAUAUAUAU
Molecule: messenger RNA, 749 nt
Organism: Juglans regia (Persian walnut)
Lineage: Eukaryota; Viridiplantae; Streptophyta; Magnoliopsida; Fagales; Juglandaceae
Product: 21 kDa protein-like
Exons: 1
Coding region: 97-699 (200 amino acids)
Biological process (GO): negative regulation of catalytic activity
Molecular function (GO): enzyme inhibitor activity
Source: RefSeq, a predicted model, not a curated record